This is a messenger RNA of Erigeron canadensis, 976 nucleotides long. RefSeq names its product LOB domain-containing protein 1-like. The transcript is spliced from 2 exons. Lineage: Eukaryota; Viridiplantae; Streptophyta; Magnoliopsida; Asterales; Asteraceae. The record is from RefSeq and is a predicted model, not a curated record. Bases 46 to 747 code for a protein of 233 amino acids.
AGCUAGCCUUCAAUAACAAUAACAUACCCUCUUAGCCUAUAAAAAAUGGAAUAUUCCGGUGAAAGAAGUGUCAGCGCCACCUCACCAAUGGCCAUUUCCACUACUACUGCAGGAAUGAAUUCAAGUAGUAAUAAUAAUAAUAUCUCACACAAUAACACAACUUCAAAUAACUCAUCAUUAUUAUCAUCAUCUCAACUUAGUCCAACUAGUGUUUUGACUCAUCCUCCGUCCCCGCCGCCACCUCAUCAUCAUCCGAUAAUUCUCAGCCCUUGCGCGGCUUGCAAGAUUCUUAGGAGGAGGUGUGUCGAGAAAUGUGUCUUGGCACCUUACUUCCCUCCCACCGAACCGCUUAAGUUCACCAUCGCCCAUCGUGUGUUUGGAGCUAGCAACAUCAUUAAAAUGUUGCAGGAACUUCCAGAGUCCCAAAGAGCGGAUGCCGUUAGCAGCAUGGUGUAUGAAGCGAAUUCAAGGCUUAGAGAUCCGGUUUAUGGUUGUGCGGGCGCAAUUUGUCAACUCCAAAAGCAAGUGAGUGAGCUCCAAGCUGAAUUGGCCAAGGCCAAAGCAGAGGUGCUCCAACAAUCUACCUUGCUAUCUAUGAUUUGUACUAUUGAGAUGAACAACAAUCAACAAUUUGUCUCACCUCCAACGCCUCAUCAUCAAUUACAAACACCCGCUAGUUAUGAAAACUUAAACUUCUUCCCCGACGACGUUAGUUUAAGCAGCGUAUUUGAGCCCCUUUGGACAUGAAGCAGCUAAUUCACGAGCUAGGUUGACCGUCGUCUUCAAGUGUUGAUCAUUAAUCAAGUUUGAUACAUGAAAUUAAAGGAAAAGAGAGGAAAUGGAAAAUUUGUUAACGGAAUUCAAGUGUAAUGUAGUUGUGAGUUCGAUUUAUUAUACAUCAAUUUACUGAUCCUAUAAAGAGAUAAUUAAAGAAUAAUAAUAAAAAGUUACUAUAAAUAUAUAGAUUAAUGGAUAG